This is a messenger RNA of Vicia villosa (hairy vetch), 2912 nucleotides long. Its product is annotated as acyl-CoA-binding domain-containing protein 6-like. The record is from RefSeq and is a predicted model, not a curated record. The transcript is spliced from 17 exons. NCBI's taxonomy places the organism in Eukaryota, Viridiplantae, Streptophyta, Magnoliopsida, Fabales, Fabaceae. The coding region runs from base 392 to 2530 and encodes 712 amino acids. Gene Ontology annotation, molecular function: protein binding.
AUGCAGAUCCCCCACACUGACACACCCACCAAUGCACAUGUAACCCCACACACACAUGUACCUAUCCCCUAACCUCUUCCUUCAGCUGAUGCCCGUUGUGUUAUUGUUGGGAUUUUCAACCGAGAUAUCUCUUGUCGUCCCCAAACCCAUUAUUGCCCUUUACAUUUCUCUCCUUUUUACUUUCCAACCUCUUCCUUAUAACCAAUUGACACCAAACACCGACAUUUUACUCCGCGAGAUUCCUUGUCACUAACUAACUAACACAAUGUUGUUGUCUUGUUUUCUAACCAUUUUGAGCCAUGGUUGACUUCCAGUUUUCCAACCUUAGUAAUAUUCCUUUUUCUCCCCAAAUCAAAACUAACAAUCUUUGUUUCAAGAUUAAGUUCUAAAAAUGUUUGGCUUCUCUCGCAAGCACAAGAAACUUGGAAGAGUGAAGAAGGUUCAGCUUUCUGACACUUCACAAGGAACUAGAACUCCUAUUAGGCACCCUAAACGAAAUGGAAACUCUAAUGGUGACGGAGUUGCCGGGACUAGUGGUCAUUCUUCUUCUGAGGAAAUUGACUAUCAAGUUUCAUCUACUGCACCUGAGAUAAGUAAUUGUGCAUCAGGUAGUUCAGAGAAUUGGAUGGUGUUGUCAAUUGCAGGAGAUAAGCCCGUUCCUAGAUCCUAUCAUGCAGCAUGUGUCAUUGAGAAUAAGAUGAUUGCGGUUGGUGGUGAAUCUGGGAAUGGAUUGUUAGAUGACGUGCAGGUUCUAAAUUUUGACACAUUUUCAUGGACCACAGUGUCCUCCAAGCUAUACUUGUCACCAAGUAGUCUUCCGUUACAGAUUCCAGCUUGCAAGGGUCAUUGUUUGGUUUCUUGGGGAAAAAAGGCACUCCUUAUUGGAGGGAAAACAGACCCUGGAAGCGACAAAAUUUCUGUAUGGGCGUUUGACACAGAGACCGAGUGCUGGUCACUCAUGGAAGCAAAGGGAGACAUACCGACUGCUCGCAGUGGUCAUACAAUUGUUAGGGCUAACUCUACUUUGAUAUUGUUUGGGGGAGAAGAUUGCAAAAAGAGGAAAUUGAAUGAUCUACAUAUGUUUGAUCUCAAGUCUUUGACAUGGCUUCCACUUCAUUGCACGGGAACAGCACCUUCUCCGAGAUGCAACCAUGUCACAUCUCUUUACAAUGGUAAAAUUCUUUUUGUAUUUGGAGGAGUAUCAAAAUCUAGGACGUUGAAUGACUUGUACUCUCUCGACUUUGAAACGAUGGCAUGGUCAAGAAUAAAGGUGCGUGGUUUCCAUCCAUCACCGAGAGCUGGUUGCUGUGGUGUUUUAUGCGGCACAAAGUGGUAUAUUGCAGGUGGUGGAAGCAGGAAAAAACGACAUGGAGAAACUUUGAUAUAUGAUAUUAAAAAAAGUGAAUGGUUUCUAGAAAUUGCAUCACCUCCUUCUUCUAUCACUACCAACAAGGGAUUUAGCUUGGUCCUUGUGCAGCACAAGGAAAAUGACUUUCUUGUUGCAUUUGGGGGAUCCAAAAAAGAGGCAUCAAAUCAGGUGGAAGUGUUGAAGACAGAAAAAAAUGAAUCUGCUUCCAGAAGACAUCCAACUACCACCAAAGGUUCAGGAUCUAUACUUGAAAAACAUUCAUCAUCCAGUCAACAUAGAAAUGACUCUUCCCAGCGUUUCAUCGACUCUAUUGUUAGACAAAAUCUAAUAUCUGCAAUUGAACAUGGUUCUGAAAGGAAAUCUCUGUCAGAAGCUCUGUCUGUACAAGAUUCUGGUUCUAUCUCUACCAACAUCUCCCUUCACAGUCAAUUUGAUCCUGAUUUAGAAUUCAAUGUAGAUGAUAGGGGUGACAAGCAUUCCGAAGAUGAAAGCUCUUUCCCUCGGGUGGCAGAUCAAAGAACAAACCAAAAUGACACCGGACAUCAGAUGAACACAAGAGAAGCCAAAAUCAACAUGGAGGAACAGGUUUUAUUAUCGGGAGAUUUGAUUCGAAGAAAUCUAGGUUAUGGAAAUACCAUGUUAGAAAGUGAUCACGAGUCAUUCCAUGAAAACGUUAAAUCAGGAACACUGUCUACUGCUUCAAAUAUAUAUAAUUGUUAUGAAACUAAAUUGACCUCCCUAACAAGAAAAUUUGGCAUUCUGGAGGCACAAUUGGCAGCUUCAUUAGAAUUCAAAGAAGCUGCUGAGAAAAAUUUAGCAUCCGCUUCUAAAAGCAAGCAAGAGAUGGAUAAAAAAAUGACCGACGCACUAAAGGAAAUUGAAUUACUGAGAGAGAAGCUGGUUGGUGCAGAGUUAGCUCAAGAAGAGGCUAACAACCUAUCUGACAUUGUUCAUUCUGACAAUGUAAGGCUCGAACAUGAUGUGGCUUUCCUCAAGGCUAUUUUAGAUGAUACACAAAAGGAAUUGCAGUCUACAAGAGGAGUUCUUGCAGGAGAAAGAGCCAGGGCAUUCCAGUUACAGGUUGAAGUUUUUCACCUCAAACAGAGACUGCAGUCGAUGGAAAAUCGAGCCCCUACUCCGAGGAAACCUUUUCAUGUGUAGUGAGGUGGCCCCAAUGGUCAAAUAUAAUUUCAGCAAACCAAAAAUGAACAGACAAAGCACUUGUAAGGGAAGUGCAUUUUGAGGAUGGCAUUGAAGACUUGGACAUCCUCCAAAUAUGCAGUGUUACUGCAUUAUUACUGGAAUUGUCCUUUGGUCACACAAAUCAAAUGUGACAAGAUUGAGUCCACAGAGUUUCAUUGAAACAGUUAAAUAAAUAUUAGUUUAUAGUUCAUUGUUCUGUAACUGUAAUCGAAUCAUGAUGUAUUUAAUUUAACAAUAGUAAUCGAUGUUUUGUAAUGGUGCGUAAUAUUGAGUAAUAAAUUAACAACAUUGUAAAACUAAAAUACUAAAAGACAAAAAACAGGAAUAAUUAUUUAUAAGG